AUCCCUCUAACAGAGGCUAAUCCUACACGCAGACUUCUCUUUUUCCCUGUAGCGCUCUCUGCCUCUCGCAGUCCAACGUAUUCUGUAGGACUUGGGGAAUGUACAGAGCCCUUCAGCUAGGAGUUUAUUACUGAUGUUCUUUAAAUACAAAAGGCAACCGAUCCACUGACUUCAGGAGAUGAGGCUCCCCCAAACCCUUCCACUCACCCUGCUGUUUCUGGGUUGCCUGGACGGUGCUCCUCCUGGCAAGAAGGGCAAAGAAAACAGUGAAAAAGCCAAGCCGUCCUCUCCCUGGGCACAGACUGGACAGUUCUCCACCCGAGACAAAGAGCUCUGCAGCUGGCAGCUGAUCCCGGGGGAAGAAGUCACCGAGAUCCACCUUAGCUGUCAGCAGCUGGGGGAGGACAGCGGCACGGGACAGCAGUGCGUCUACCGGGGCCAGCCGGAACUGUGUCCUGCUUAUAGCUCCAAAGGCCGACAGUUUUGGAAGCAGAUCCUGGGCAAGCUCCGCAGAAAGCACCACCCAUGCCAGGACAGCAGCCCGCUCAAAUCCCGGCUCUGUAGUGGCAAGAAAGGGGCAUCUGAGGCAGAGCUGCACCUGGUACCCCCAGCUCUGACCACAGCAGCCCCAGUGGCCGAGAGCAGUGCUAAAGGCAAAUCCAAGGGAAAGGCCCGUGCUAAGGACCUGCAAACACCACAGAAACCACCUCAGGCACCCAGGGCUAGGGGAGUCACUAGCUCAGCAAAGGCAGACGCCCCAGACAAGCGCAGCAAAGGGGGGAAGAAGAAAGUCACUCCCAGCUCCUCAGUGGCUCCAACCCACCCAUCCAGCAGCAAACUCCCAGCAGUCCUGGAAAGCACCGAACUGCCCACAGAGCUCAAUGCGGAAGUGGCAGCGGCCUACUGCGAAGAGAAGUGGCACUCACUGUGUAAUUUCUUUGUGAAUUUUUGGAAUGGCUGA
Messenger RNA from Gekko japonicus, 961 nucleotides. It is a transcript of the gene FGFBP3, whose product is annotated as fibroblast growth factor binding protein 3. Gene Ontology annotation, biological process: cell-cell signaling. The transcript has 2 exons. NCBI's taxonomy places the organism in Eukaryota, Metazoa, Chordata, Lepidosauria, Squamata, Gekkonidae. The record is from RefSeq and is a predicted model, not a curated record. The coding region runs from base 179 to 961 and encodes 260 amino acids. Gene Ontology annotation, molecular function: growth factor binding.